Molecule: messenger RNA, 2479 nt
Organism: Pezoporus occidentalis (night parrot)
Lineage: Eukaryota; Metazoa; Chordata; Aves; Psittaciformes; Psittacidae
Gene: SLC35B3
Product: solute carrier family 35 member B3
Exons: 10
Coding region: 106-1305 (399 amino acids)
Biological process (GO): transmembrane transport
Cellular component (GO): Golgi membrane; endoplasmic reticulum membrane
Molecular function (GO): 3'-phosphoadenosine 5'-phosphosulfate transmembrane transporter activity
Source: RefSeq, a predicted model, not a curated record
AGGUACGGGGGCGGGGCUGCGUUUCCCCGGCACGCAGCGGGACGAGGGGGGAGGAGGCGGGGUCGCGGUCGCUUCCUCGGGAGCGUCACCCGGCAACCGGGGGCCAUGGGUGCGAUGCGUUCAGACAGAGGACACACAGAAAAAGAAGAGCAGAAAGAAGAUAACAGUAGCACCGAAUGCAGCAAACUAGGAAUCAUGGAUCUGAAAUUUACUUCUUCAAGAAAAUACAUUUCCAUCAGUGUACCUUCCAAAUCUCAAACUAUGUCUCCUCAUAUCAAAUCAGUAGAUGAUGUUGUAGUUCUUGGCAUAAAUCUCAGCAAGUUUAACAAACCUACUCAAUUUUUCAUCUGUGUUUCUGGAGUUUUUAUGUUUUAUCUAAUCUAUGGAUAUUUACAGGAAUUGAUAUUUUCAGUGGAAGGUUUUAAAGCUUUUGGUUGGUACCUCACUUUAGUGCAAUUUGGAUUUUAUUCCAUUUUUGGACUAAUAGAAUUGCAGUUGAUUCAGGACAAAAGGAGAAGAAUUCCUGGCAAAACCUACAUGAUAAUAGCGUUUUUAACAGUGGGAACUAUGGGUUUGUCAAAUACCUCUUUAGGAUAUCUGAAUUACCCUACUCAAGUCAUCUUCAAGUGCUGUAAGCUGAUUCCAGUUAUGAUAGGUGGGGUUUUUAUACAAGGAAAACGUUAUAACAUUGCAGAUGUGUCUGCCGCCCUCUGUAUGAGUCUUGGAUUAAUAUGGUUUACUUUAGCUGACAGCACAGUUGCACCAAACUUCAACUUCACAGGUGUGGUCCUAAUAUCCCUUGCCCUCUGCGCAGAUGCAGUUAUAGGAAAUGUACAAGAAAAAGCUAUGAAGUUGCACAAUGGUUCUAAUUCAGAAAUGGUUUUGUAUUCCUAUUCAAUAGGUUUUGUGUAUAUUUUAUUUGGAUUAAUAUGCACUAGUGGAUUAAGCCCUGCAGUAACAUUUUGCUCAAAGCAUCCAGUUCAGACUUACGGUUAUGCAUUCCUUUUCUCCCUGACUGGGUAUUUUGGUAUAUCCUUUGUUCUAGCUUUGAUUAAAAUCUUCGGUGCCCUUCUGGCUGUAACAGUAACAACAGGAAGAAAAGCAAUGACCAUUGUGCUUUCUUUCUUCUUCUUUGCAAAGCCGUUCACAUUACAAUACGUGUGGUCAGGCUUACUGGUUGUCCUUGGUAUAUUUCUGAAUGUUUACAGUAAGAACAUGGAUAAAAUCAAACUGCCUUUACUGCAUGGUCUCUGGAAAAAAAAUGUGGAAGAAAGAAAAACAAGGACGUUGUCACAAACUGUAUAGACAGUGGUUUAUGCCUUGUCUAGGCUAUGACUCACUAUUAUUUUAUUGGAACAGUCUUCAACUGAUUCACUUUCCAAAGGGAACAUUAUUAAAACCAAAGGAGCUGAAGGCAUAUUGUCUGCUUGCAGAUUGCUAGAAGCGCACAUUUUUGUGAGCCCUUUCUUCAGAGCACUUGAAUUCAUCGGUAAAGGUGUUGCAGGCCAUUGUCAGAUGGCACUAUCAGGCAAUGAAGGACAACAGCUCCUGGCAAACGGCUGAGAAGCUGCGCUCCAAGUGGGACACAGGAGAAGAGUAUUUUGGCCGUUUUAAUAAUAUUGGCCAUGUGGCUGAGCUGAAAUUAGUGGUUCUUCGUUAAUUGUCUAUGUGGGAUAAUUUAAAUGUAAUACUGUAUUAACAUUUAAUGAAACCUUAAUCAGCAACUGGUUGACCAAAUUGUGAUUUUAAGGGUGGAAGGUUUACAAUAUGGUAUGUUGUCACUGUUUUUCAUUUUAAAUAAAAAUGUUGGGUUUUUUUUAAGUUACUGAUUAGGUCACCACAGAACCUUGUAUUUAUUGUAAUAAUUGAUUUUUCUAUGGGAAUAUUACAGUGUUACUCUUUUUUAUUAUUGCUUGCAAGUAGCAAAAAUGAGAUUGAGGUUGUGCAGUCAACACCUAUGGUUUUACAAGUGGUGAAUGGGCUUUUAGGCCUGAACAGGGUUAGAACACAGAAUGAAAAAGCCAAGAUUGAAACAAUGGUGUAAAAAGCUGUUAUUUGCUUAUUCUGUGGCAAAAUACAGAAUUUUUAGUGGCCUGUGGCCCUGCAUAUCAUGAUGGUAUAGAGAGAGGUGGAAGUCCUUUAAUUAGUAUCAUUAAAAGUCUUCAUUUGCAAUAUUGGAGUAAAGAAUAACAACAUCUGCUAAGGUAUUUGGAAUAUGUAUUGUGUCAGUCUUAGUGUGGUCCUGUGAUGAAUUUAAGAGGAUUAGGUUACAGAUUAUAAUUUAUUUAAUGACAGGAGGAGACAGUAUAAUACCAGUCUGUCUUUUUCAUCGUGAAUUUAAGAAAUUAAUUUAAGACUAAGUGCAUUUAUCUCUCUUACUUUCAUAUUCAUCUUGCUUUUGAAUCGCUUGCCAUCUCUUUGAUUUUAUGUAUUUAACAAUGGCACUUUAAAAAUACUGAUCACCUUACAGUUAAUUGUU